UGGGACCGGGACGUCACCGUCACCAUAGAGACGGCCACAAGGAUACAGUUUCCAAAGGUGAAGAGAAGCUGGGAAUUAGGAAGGAGGAAGUGUUUUCUGCUGCGGGUCUGAGAAAGGGCAGGCUGGCAUGGAGAAAGAGAAGUUCCAGCAGAAGGCUCUGAAGCAAACUAAGCAGAAGAAAUCCAAGUCGGCUGAAUUUCUGAUGGUAAAAGAAGAGAGAGCAGCAGCAGAAGGCAUUGAAAAUCCAGCUUUUAACAUCAGCAGCACAGAUCUUUCAGCAUAUCAGACUUCAGAAGAGAAAGUUAUUAGACAUGACAAGCUAGAUAGCACCCUUGCAGCUCACCAACAAAAACCCAGGCUGCAAGCCCAUGCUGAACCAAGAGGAAAUGAAUACAGCAGAAAUUACUUUGACCCGUUGAUGGAUGAGGAAAUAAACCCAAGGCAGUGUGGGAUGGAGGUCAGUGAAGAAGAUCCAGUGGAAGUUGCUGAGCAAAUCCUGUAUGGUGAACUGAUGAAGUUUCUGGAUGAAGAAAGCAAGAUGGCAAGAUCACAAGCAGCCUAUGUCGUCAGUGAAGAUUUUCCAGACUCCGUGAUGCCUGUCAGCUUCAGUAAGACACGUGACCCUCACAGAGAGGUUGAAGAUGAAGUGAUUCCUUCAUAUAUCGAACAGUUUGAGAGAGAUGUUCAGGAUGACAUAAUUCUGCUUGGCAGCUUUUCACUGGAACAGGACUCUAAGCACCACAAGGAAGUCUCUUGCCACAACAGACAGAAGUUGCAAGCCAGGAUUCAUAAGCUCUUUCAAAGAGCAGAAAGUCAACCACUGAAAGCGGAUGUGAAUGGCUGCAAAGAAGAAAUUAGAGGCAAGUUUGAUAACCUUGCAGAUGCGAGUAACAAACUAAAUGGAGCAGCAGGACAUUGUGGAAAGGUUGACAGCUCCAAGACACCGCAGCCUAUAGAAAUUCACGUCAAAUGCCUGAGGGGAGUCAAAGAUAAGGUACCCAAGGGCCGCUAUUCCCUCAGAGUUUCUGUUCUCGGCCGCUUAGGUGGUGACUUACUAGAGUGGCCCAGACUGAAGGAACAGCCCUGGGCCAGAACAACGCUGCCUGUUAGUCACAACGGAAACUUCUACAACACCGAAAUCUACUUUGGACAAAGCAUCCAAACAGUUCUGCCACCUAGAAAGGCUAUGAAUCCAGGCAUGGUACUACUCUUUGAACUCCUCCUUCUUCGUGGAACUUGGACUUGCAUUGAUCGAGGAGUAGGAUGGGGGGCUUUUCCCUUAUGUGACAACAAUUUUAACACUUUGGAGGGAAAGUUUAAAUGCCCCUUCCUCAGAGGCCCUUAUAAUUCCAAAAUUGACCGAUUCCAAAAAAUUGAAAAUUUUAUUUCUCUGGACUUGGACCACUGGUUAUGCAAUCUCUAUUUUCAGAUAAUUAAACUACCACAGGAUUCAGACAAGCAAAAUGAGCGUGAUAUGCAUCUUCAUCUCCCACCUGAAUUUCUUGCAUCUGCAAGCAUUAUAGAAAAGAAUGGUGUUUCGGAGAAGAAGGUUAAACUGUCUGGACCACGAGGGCAACCUUUGACCUGCCUGAGAGAUCCUGACACUCAUAAGGGAAGUAUUCCCACUGUUGUAGAGGAAGUGGAAAAGCAGUUUAAUGCUGCAAAAAGAGGAGAAGUGUGCGUGUCAGAAGAAGCUGGGAGAAAAAGAGAAGAGCUUAAAAUGCUUCUAGCAGAAGAUGGUUUUUGUCAGGACUGCUGUGGCAGCGCAGAUAACCACUGUGAUUUGUUUCCACUGAAAGAAGAAUGUCGAAUGCAUCAAAAGAUCAACUGGAAUAACCCACCUGAACAAUAUUAUCAAGAGAAAUCAGGUCCUGUGAACAAUGCAAGUACAGAAAAAGGCGAAGCAUCUUCAGAGAACAAUUUUUAUUUGGAGGAGUUAGAGGAAUACACUUUUUCUGUGUGCUGCCGUUCUGCUGUAGAAGUGAGGCUGUCCAAAAGGAUUAUUGAACAUUUCCAUUUUGGGAUAUAUGCAGUCUUCUCAGAACUGGGAACCACACACUGGUGUUCUUGGGACUUCUGGCUGGUUGUGUCGUUGGUAGUCUUACUUUGGUUUGUGAGACUGUAUGUGCAUUAUUGUAGUCAGUGGCUCUUCCUUCAGACCAUCUCAAUUCCUGUUACAAAAUUCCAGUUUUUCCCUCAUACUGUUGAACUGUGCUACCAGAACUCCUUGCUGCAGACCAGUGAAGAGUUGGCCAUGGUUGUGGUGGGACCCCUAACCCUGAACACAGGACUGCUGCUUUUGGUUCUGAUCAGAUGGGGCUGUCAGCAGCUGUUUGAUUCAUUCCCUUCCUUCUUGUCAAAGUUUAUCAUGACUAUGGGACUCUGGACAGUGCUAGACCCCUUGGCGGUGUUUGUAGUGGAUUCAUUCCUGGGGCGACUUGCGAACAGUGUGGAGAAACCCAUUGCCGAUGCUGCAAAGCUCUACUGGGUCUUUCUAAGAGCAGAGGAAUCAGGGAUUCCUGGUGCACUACUCACUGUGAUGCUUUACACAAUUCUGUUCAUCAUUUCAUCGACAGUAUUGUACCUUUACUUUCUAAGGCUACAUAGUGAAGGUUGGCUGUUGGAUGUACUUCGACGUAUUCAUGGUGAGGAAGCUAUGUUCUUCAUUCCAUUGGACUUAGAGAUUUCCAGUCAGGAGCUGAGCUAUAUUAUGAAAAAGGCUGAGCAAUGGAGAGGAAGCAACGGUGAAAGACGGAUGGUGGCAGUGUAUGAUUACAUCUGGAAGGACCAUGCCAGCAAGUCUGGUAUCUCCAGCUGUGACCUCCAGCACCAAGAUGAAAUCUCUGACUCUGCAGCUACCUCCGGAGAUAUCACCGUUCACGUGUCUGUGUACACUAUCCAUCUCAGCGGCUUCCAGGAACUCUACAGACAUUUCCUGAGACUACCUGAUGGGGCUAUCAUUGAGGCAUUUGGUGAUAUUAGUGGAGUAAGUCUUUUGUGUAAUGAAAUGAGCACAGCCGAGGAGCAUGUAAGUGAAACAGACAGCGUGCUGCCUACAUCUUCACAUAUCAAGCUGAGGGAAAGGAAGAAGAGUACAGCAAGGUGGAAAGGGAAUCACGUUGUCUCCAACAAGAGCUAAUUCCAAGAGGAGUGCGUAGUUCACAGAUUUGUUUGCAUCCUGAUUCGUGUCCGUGUUAUGAUUACUGUCUGACAGGAUUUACAGUUCUGAUGCUCACACCUCUGCGUGCACAGUGUUGGGGACAGUGUUGUCCUGCAAAUGCUUCAUGCAUAUCUCUUCUCUGACUUCAACAAGCGCUUCAGUGUGGGGUCCUUGCAAGAUCGGAUCAUAGGCUGGAUCAUGCAAAUAUAAUUAUUUCAUCUGUUUUUUUUUUUUUUUUCCUUUCAAGUACUGGGACAGUCCUUAGUUUAGAUCUCUUAGUUUUGUUUGUACCUGUUUUCCACUGUGGUUAUGGUGAAAACAUCACUGAUUUGCCUUUCAAGUUUCAUGAAUAAAACAUUGCCAGUAUUUUCAGUAACUGUUCACUGUUCAACACAACACUGUUGCAAUUACAAGGUUGCAAAGAUGCCCAGAAGAGGAACAAUAAUGGCUUUAUGCCAUGAAAUGCCACCACUUCUAUAGCCAAGUCCCAACAGGCUGCAAAAUUUACAAGGCCCCAGAGGAGAUCAUUUUGCUGGGGUCUUACUUUUGGUCAGAUCCACCUCCCUUGGAGCUAUAGCAGCUUAAAGUAACAGAGAGGUUAUUCUCAUGCCUUCUUAUUAGUAUUAAACUAUUACUUAUAAGUUCCAGCCAAAGUCAGUAUAUCUUCUAUUUGAUGUGAUACAAAAGCAUAAGAAAUGUAGACCAUGCCCUAAAGGGAUUUCAGCUAGAAGAGAUAGCAGAAGGAUGGGUGGGAAGGGGAGCAAAAGCAUAGAAAGGUCGUUUGUCCAAGGUUGCAAAGGUCAGUGGCAGAGAAGAAAUAGAGAGCAGACCUCGUCGAUCCGAGGCCAGUGCCCUGUCUCUUGGUCCUUCCUGUAUUUGGAUCUUUUUUGUCUUGCAAAUAAAGCAGGAAUAGGGAAUAGUCUUACCUCCAUGCUAUUUUGAAACAGUCAUUUACAAUGCUUUUAAACAAUUAACAUAGUUGUUAGUAGCAUUUUUUUAGACUAGUACGCUUUUCUGGGGUCCAUUUUUUCACAUUGACAUUGUAAAACUUUUUAGAUGCUUUUAUCUUUGCAAGACCUCUCACAAUGUCUUGCACGUUGUUGAUUAAUUUUGAUAGUUAAAUCUGUGGUUCUCAUCCAUCUGAAUAAUUGUUAAAUGACAUAAAAUAGAAACCUAGAGAUUUAAAUGUCAGUCCUGAACACAGUUGUUUGGGUUUGCAAAGUAAUAAUUUGGUUUUCCUUUUUUUUUCUUCGUCCUCUUCUAAUUGAUUUGCAUGUGUGUGCAUACAUGUGUGUCUGUACGUGUUCCAUCCAGACAGAAAUGGUGUAAAAAAUUCUUGGUAUUUAUA
Molecule: messenger RNA, 4508 nt
Organism: Struthio camelus australis
Lineage: Eukaryota; Metazoa; Chordata; Aves; Struthioniformes; Struthionidae
Source: RefSeq, a predicted model, not a curated record